Messenger RNA from Ilex paraguariensis (yerba mate), 360 nucleotides. Lineage: Eukaryota; Viridiplantae; Streptophyta; Magnoliopsida; Aquifoliales; Aquifoliaceae. The record is from the annotation of a GenBank genome assembly.
CACAAAGUUAACAAGUUACUAAUGUUGGUAUGAGUGAUAGUCAGUACCCUACAUUGCACUUUUGUAACAAUAAUUUGAUCUUACUGUGGGGUGUCACUCAAAAAGGUUAUCCAAACCAAGCACAUGGGAUAGAAAAUAUAGCAAAUCAUGCUUUCAAUGAAAACCAUUUCAUGGUCUUGAAGGAUGAUGGUGUAGUUGACAUAUGGUAGAAAAAGAUAUCAAGUUGUUGGGGUGAAAAAAGAGGCCAAGUUGUUGGGAGGGGCACAAGUGAUGUAGGGAUUGGAUAAAAUUAGAGCAAGAAAAUUAAAAAAAAUUAAGAACAAUAUCUUUUUAAAAAUGAAGAUUGUUGUGCUUUUGGCU